AUGGAUAGAUUUCGAUCAGUACGUGUAACCAAUGUUCCAAAAAGAACGAAACAUCAUUCAUCAUCCAAAGUCGUACCUAUCAAUGAUAAACGACAAUAUAAAAACAUUGAUAUUGAAUCAUCACCUUCUAUGGCACCAUCAACUAUUUCAAAUCAUACUUUUCAAUUCUCAUCUAGAGCAAUGUCUGCAAUGCGAUUAACGACAAGUGAGACACAUAGAUCGAAUAUAUUCUUGUCAAAUUCAGUGCCUUCUCUCGAUGUUGUCCAACGAUCGAUGAAAAAGGAUGUCAAAGAUUUACGAAAAGAGAAUAAAGACAAAAAGAAAAUAUUUCCAAAAACAUGGAUUAUAAUUAUUGUGACUCUAUUCAUAUUGAUCACACUUGCCGUUAGUAUUUAUCUGAUUAUUCAUUUUACUGGUAAAACAACAAGUACGACCGAAGUUGUUACUCCUUCUCUUCGUUGGAACACAACAGGGAUAACUGUUGCUGGUGUGGGAGGUUCACCGGGAAAUAAUUCCAAUCAACUUAAUACUCCUGCUGAUGUAUCAGUAGAUUUUUCAAAUACACUUUAUAUAGCUGAUUACGGCAAUAAUCGAAUACAAAAAUGGCUGAACGGUGCAUCAGACGGUAUCACAAUUGCAGGGCAAGCCAGUAGAAUAUCCGGUUCAAAUGCGACUGAUCUCCUACAUCCAGGUGGUGUACUUGUUGAUUUAACUGGAAAUAUUUAUAUAGCAGAUACCAAUAAUCAUAGAAUUCAAUUAUGGGCAAACGGUGCGUUGUCCGGAGUGACAAUUGCGGGAACAGGUAAGCCUUCAGCACUAAUAGAAAUGCAUAUUAUAGUUUAUUCAUCAAGAUCAAUUCGAAAUAUCUUUAUAAUACUAUAA
Messenger RNA from Rotaria socialis, 882 nucleotides. Lineage: Eukaryota; Metazoa; Rotifera; Eurotatoria; Philodinida; Philodinidae. The record is from the annotation of a GenBank genome assembly.